Messenger RNA from Onychostoma macrolepis, 1561 nucleotides. RefSeq names its product renalase, FAD-dependent amine oxidase (gene rnls). Gene Ontology annotation, molecular function: oxidoreductase activity, acting on NAD(P)H. Lineage: Eukaryota; Metazoa; Chordata; Actinopteri; Cypriniformes; Cyprinidae. Bases 129 to 1163 code for a protein of 344 amino acids. The transcript has 7 exons. Gene Ontology annotation, cellular component: extracellular region. The record is from RefSeq and is a predicted model, not a curated record.
GCCAACUCAAACGUUUCAGACUUUCAUAAUUCUUAAAGGGACAGGGUGCUAAAUCGCGUGUGAUCUUCAAACGAGCAAGAUCGUUUUGUUAUUUUACAUAAGCAGUUUUUUAUGUACCUUUUCUAAAAAUGUCUCGGGUUCUAAUAGUUGGUGCUGGACUUACAGGCAGUUUAUGUGCCUGUCUGCUGCGGAGAGAGCUGCCAAACAAAGUAAAUAUAGUCGUGUGGGACAAAUCUCGGGGUGCAGGGGGGAGAAUGUCCACAAGCAGAAGUCUAAAUGAUCCUUCAUGCACAGUUGAUCUUGGUGCUCAAUAUAUAAGUGCCACACCGUACUACGCUCGUAUUCACAGCAGUUUUUAUGAAGAACUCUUAGCACAAGACAUUUUAAAACCUCUCAUUGCUCCUGUUGAAGGCAUGAUGUUAAAGGAAGAAGAAAUUGUGAACUAUGUGACACCCCAUGGAGUCUCGUCCAUCGUCAAACACUAUCUCAAAGAGUCAGCAGGAGCAGAGGUGCUCUACGACCGACACGUCACUCACAUUCACCGGAAAGACACUGGCUGGGAAGUGUGUCGCAAAGGGGGAACGCCAGAGCGAUUUGACAUAGUGGUUUUAACCAUGCCAGUACCCCAGAUACUUCAGCUGCAAGGAGAUGUGGGAUCUUUGAUGGGAGAGAAUCAGAGGAGGAUGCUGGAGGCUGUCAGCUACUCUUCUCGCUACGCACUUGGACUCUUCUACAAAGCCGACACACGAAUCGACGUCCCUUGGGCGGCCAAGUACGUCUCCAAUAAUCCCUGCAUUCGCUUCAUCGCCAUAGAUGAUAAAAAGCGCAAUUUAGCUUCGAAGAACUGCGGACCUUCUGUGGUGGUGCAUACUAGUGUGCCCUUUGGCAUCCAGCACCUGGAGGAGGAGAAGGAUGCGGUACAGCCCAUCAUCCUGGAAGAGCUGGAAAAGGUGAUGCCAGAUCUACCUCAACCUGACAGCAUCAAGUGUCAGAAGUGGAGAUACUCCCAGGUGACAAGAUCGGUGGCUGAUUGCCCAGGGCAGAUGACACUGCACUCCCAGCCUCUGCUGGUGUGUGGGGGGGAUGGCUUCACACACUCCAAUUUCGACGGCUGCAUCGAGUCUGCCCUGAAGGUCUUUGGGGUUCUGAAGUCUUCUCUCUGAAAGGGGGUUGGGAAAGUAUGCCUUUCAUUUCGGUUUUUUGCUAUGGAGGAUGGCACAUUGAAUUAGAUUUAAGCCCCUCCCCACAAGAAGAUGGAUGUACUGCACAAAGCACAGUCGAACUAUCUCGCCUGUGUCUGCAGACAUACAUUUUGUUACAAAAACCAAUUAUACCGUCUGUGCUGAGGAUUAGAGGACAACAGAGCACUGUGCAAGUUCAGUUGUGACUGAAGCAGAUGCCUCAUACUGGCUUUGAUACAAUGUCUUGAACUACAGUUUUCUGAUGUGUAGCAAAUAUUAUGAAUGCGUUCAAGUACUGUCAGCCUUCUCCUGUGAUAGUCUCAGAUAAAUAAAGUAAUUAAAACAUGCUUAAAAUUGUCUCUCAUGUGGGUAUUUGACAU